ACAGCGACGUGAGAGUACAGUAAACCGUCGCAGCGCGCGUGUGUGCGUGAAAGAAUGCAUAUGUAUGGGAGGGUGGAGAGUGUAAUAGCAAACAGCAACGUUUAUUUCGUUCAUUUUUAUUUUGUUGGCUCGUGUGAACGCAAGUGUUGGUGAAAUCGUGUGGCAAAAGUCAAUUUGAAGCUGGAAAAUUUACCUUAUAGACCGCAGUGGCCUUAUAAGAACAUUGUAAAGAAAACGAACCACGCGCUGAAAACAUUUAAACAAUAUAUUUGAGAAAGAAAAGUUAUUUUUCGACCAAAAACAUAGCAUAGCGAGUGCGGAUAACGUCAAAAGAAGAAAGCAAAAUUUUGCAAGGCGAGCGACCCAUGGCAGUGUGCGUGCAUUGAAUUCGGCAUAAAUAUUGAGACAUUUUAGUAAAUUGUUAAAAUGGAUGCACAGUUUGAGCACUUGUGUCGUAUUUGUGCGGCCAACACUAAGAGCAAAAACAACUCUGUGGUCGAAAGUGUUUUCAUAUUCAAGACCCAAGGUUUAAAGGAUAAAAUAUCGCGUCAUCUAUACCUAAACGUAGCUGAGGAGGAUCCACUGCCCAAGGUACUCUGCAAAUCCUGCUAUCGGCAGGUGGAGGCAACAUCGUCACUCUCGAAUAUAGCAAAGCACACACAACUUGUGUUUCGGGACUUUUUACUAAGCACAGUGCCAAAAAAUGAUCGCGAAGCAACGGCAGCACGGCUUGACAUGCCAAUGGAGCAGACAGUUAGAAAAAACGUGGAAAAGCAUUCGGUGCCUGAUGAAUUCCGUCCGAUUUUUCUGACUCGUGGACCAGAAACCACCAUCACUGUAUCAAUGCCCCAGGCGGGCACUCAAGAAGAGGAUGACAUCGUGGGCGAUAGAGUGAAGGAGAUCCACCACGAGACGCGAAGGGAGCAUGCCCUACCAGUGGCAUCUUCCAGCUAUAGUAAUAGCAUGGCUGGCAUAAGUACAGGGACAAGCAAUAAUAUACCAAGGCGGCGCAGCAGCGUUUUUGUUGAUACGCGUUACGGUUCGGCACCGAUGUCGAUAGCACAGCGGUCGAUGCAGUGUCCUCCAUCCUUAGCUCCCCUUCAUUCCGAUGUGAGGGCUUUGAAAACAUCGAAAAGCAUCCCGGAAAAGAAACAUUCGCCGGCAGGCGUGAUUAACUUUAUUCAGACGCAUGGACGCGUUACGGGCAACGCACCUACUUUCAGUAGUAGUAGCACCAAAAAGGAUUCCGGACAAAACUCCAACGGAACGGAUACCAGAAAUCCUCAAGCUUCCGUGCAGGCUUCACCCUCUCCCAGUAGUGUCGGCAUUCCUAAUCUUCCCAAUAGCGUGCUGCAGCAAAAACGGAGAAAUCUCAAAAAUGCAUUGAACAAUAUAAAAGCCAUACACAGUGGACAGGUAUCAUUGCUGAAAUCGGCUCAAAGUCGACAACCAGUUGCCAAUCUUAGACCAUUGGUCACCACUACAGUAGUGCCACACCGAUCCCUGUAUGGAUGUGAGCCAUGCGUCGAAGAAGCACUGCCGGAGCACAUUAUUAUAGCGGCACCCAAGAAAAAAAAGGAUGAUGUCCACCACAUGGUCCAAAAGGGGCCAUCAAAACUUAAAAAGAUAGUUUCAAGCCCAACCAAAUCUGCCCCUGUCACACUCGACUUAACGUUAGCACCGACCGGUCCACAAAGUUCUGGCCCAUCGCCAUCGAUGUCUAAUGUAAAUAGCCUUACGGAUGCCAUUUCAUUGGGAAGUGUUAUUCGGGAUCCUGACUUGUUAAGGCUUAUUCUAAAAGCACUCAAAUGGCCAGUCUCAGACGGAAAUUGUGAAGAGCAAAUGACUCGUUUAAAGAGCUCAAAGUUUGCCGGUAUUAUGUCUGACAACAAUCUCUUGCAAGACACUGAUCUCACGCAGUUGCUCGGCCCGUAUUUGGCUCCUAUGCUGGCGGUGGUGCAAAACCACGAAAAUCAGUCGUCUACAUCCCUUUUCGCAUCGAACUCGUUGACUUCACCGGCGGUAAACGAGGUUAUAAACAUAGCUGACUUAUCAAGCUCGAUUCCAUAUAAAUUACCUCCGGAAACGUCAGUUCAAUUAGUGCCAUCUAGUCCCACCGAUCAGGAACCACCACAAUUACGGCUCAUAAAGACAGUCCCCUCCGUAAAGCGCCCACAACGAAAGAUGCGCGCCCGCGAAUUUGUUUCUGGAAAGCCGCACACUGACACUGCAGCCGCCACAUCGAAUGCGGAACGUGUUACCAACGAGCUACUAAACAUCAACUCUAUGCUAAUGUCACAAUUCAGAUCUAAUCCAGCCGAUGCGCUUAACGAAGCGCUUAUUUCAAUGCUUAAGGAACAACAGGAAUCAAAAGACCAAUAUAAAAGCCACCGUCGUCGUAGUGCAUCCAGCAGUAAUCUAAAUUUGGAAGAUAUUGUGCUAGUCGAACCGCAACCGGCCCUAGAGGGCGUUCAAACUGUUUCUGACAUCAGCGAGGUAGACGACCUAAGCCCGCAACCCCAAGAACCUUUGAUAACACGCCCAAUUGUAAAGAGGCGCAAGACCGUCACUCCGUUAUCCGAACUGCCUGAAAUCAUAGUGCCUAAUGAGGAAGAACCCCUGACUCUCAUAAAAGGGAAUGAAACCAGUGCUGCAACAGGGCCUACUAUUUCUAAGAAUACAGAAGAGGAUACAAAUAAAGAUGGGAAAUCGCCAAGUCCUCAAGAGCCAUUAGAAUUGUCACAAGCACCCACUAGUACCGUCCCUGAAGCCAAAAACAAUGACGAUAUUACACCCAACGCUCAGGAACAACCUGAGGCAACAACUGAUGCCGCUGCAGGUAUUUUCAAUGAUAUCGAAGGUGUCGGCAAAACAGGAAUUCGCAAAUCAGAUGUCAAGUCUGCUCUUGGUCAAAAAUUGUUAGAGGCCAUUGGUCUACCCCAGAAUAGCGAUUUGCCACCGGAGAGUUCACGAGAUACUGUCCGAAGCGCACUAAAACGUUCUUUGAAAAAGGCCCAGGAGCAACAGCAACAAUUGAAGCGAGUCAAGCAGGAAGAGCCAGUGAAACAAUUGGCAGACUCAACCACCAAGCCGAGUGCUUCCGAAUCAGCUGAGGAGCAUAAAAAGGCCAUAGCGGAACGAGAGCUUGCGCUACUGAAACGUAGAUCUAAAGUAUCUGAAGAAAGAAAACCAUCACUGAAAGAUGAAAAAUCUGAACGUACAGAUGUUAGCUCUUCCUCGUCGCGGAAUCGUAGAAAUCGCAAAUCCAAGACCGACGUAUUAGUGGAAGACUCAGCGGAUGAAGAAAAGAAACCCGAGCGAUGGGAUGAGGAUGAUGACUUGCCGUUGAAAACGGAAGGGGAGAAAGCCUUAGAAAGGAGCGGCAGCAGUAGCAGCAGUCGCCCCGCACGCACCAGCAAGACUAUGUCCAAGUAUUAUAAGGGACCUAGCGGUGACAAAACAUUAUCGUCCCUGAAAUCACAACACUCAAUGGGUACACGGUCGACACGGCAACGUUGAGAUGUUUGAAAUACACGACUCGCUUACCUUUCACGUAUCAAAUACGACAAUAUAUUUUUGGACAAAUAUUGUAUAUAUUUAAGACGCAUUUUCAUGCAAAAAUGUCGAUGUGUUUAAUGUACACGCGAAUACAUUAACUAUGUUAUAGUAUAUAGCAGUUAUUUGUGCAGCUGAAGCUUAUUAGCCGUAAUGGUGCGAAAAUAGUUAAACUAUUUGAAAAUUUCAAGGAAUAUAUACACUGAGUUGGACCAGUAUGUAAAAUGGCACUUCUCUUUAUGCUUAAAGAUCAUAUUUGAUACUUCCUAAUGAUUUGGUCCGUAUUAAGUACUUUUAGUAAUUUUGCAACAUCUUAUCUUUUAUCCCAAUAAGGGUUUUUUGUACAUACAUAUACAUAUAUAUAUGUAAAUAUUCUAACAUAGAAAAUGCUUAACGUAAACUACUAUUAUGCAAUUCAUUUCUUGGAACAAGAAAAUUGAAGGGAGUGCUGGAUAGCCGCUUUUGUCAAAUUGUUUCUUUUCACUUACAAUCAUUGAACAAUACCAUCUAUAAAACAGAAGAUCAAACCUCCAUUCAUAAUCAGCUCUUAAUAGUAUGCAUAUGUAUGUAAGUCAUCAGCUAUUGCGAAGUCUACUCUUACGUUGCUUAGUUUUACCUCUAAAUAACCAUUCAGAUUUUGUUUAAUAACAUAAUAACCCCAGCAAUCACUAUUUUCGCGAAAUAAAUAUUAAACAUUUAUUUGUAUUAUGCGAUAA
This is a messenger RNA of Drosophila pseudoobscura, 4271 nucleotides long. RefSeq names its product debra (gene dbr). Gene Ontology annotation, cellular component: nucleus. The transcript is spliced from 5 exons. Gene Ontology annotation, molecular function: zinc ion binding. The record is from RefSeq and is a predicted model, not a curated record. Lineage: Eukaryota; Metazoa; Arthropoda; Insecta; Diptera; Drosophilidae. The coding region runs from base 427 to 3519 and encodes 1030 amino acids.